GUCCCUCUCCUGUCGUCCACCCCCACUCUUUCUCAGUUUCCUUUCACGAACCUUUCUGAUCUUUUUCACAUUUGUAAGAUAAACAGAACAAAAGAAAAAAAAAAAAAGCCUAAGAGAAUCAAAAAAGGAAAAAAAAACCUGUGAAGGGAAGAAGUUUAGAUUUUUUUUUGCAACACCAGAUCUGAUUUUUUAAAGGGUUUUAUGACAUUUACAACUUUAUAGCAAAAGCUGCCUCAGUUGAACAAUCACACAUUUUUGUUAUAUUCAGUUUAGAAUGGAAAAUGGAUUGUCAAGUUUCUGGGGUCCUGUCACAUCCUCUGAGUGGUGUGAGAAAAACUAUGUUCACUCAUCUUACAUUGCAGAGUUUUUCAACACAAUAUCCAAUGUUCCAGGCAUUCUUUUGGCACUCAUUGGCCUCGUUAAUGCCUUAAGACAACGAUUUGAGAAGAGGUUUAGUGUCCUUCACAUAUCUAACAUGAUACUUGCCAUUGGGAGCAUGCUAUACCAUUCCACACUGCAGCGUAUGCAGCAGCAAGGUGAUGAAACACCAAUGGUCUGGGAAAUGCUUCUAUAUUUUUACAUCCUCUACUCACCAGACUGGCACUAUCGGAGUACAAUGCCUACUUUCCUGUUCUUUUAUGGAGCUGGAUUUGCAGUAGCCCAUGCUCUCUUUUGCUUUGGUAUUGGCUUCAAGGUGCACUAUGUCAUUCUCUGCCUUCUCUGCAUCCCUCGCAUGUACAAAUACUAUAUCUACACUAAAGACGUCUCUGCAAAGCGACUUGCAAAGUUAUACGUAGCAACUUUGUUCCUGGGGAGUAUUUGUUGGCUCUCUGACAGGGUGUUCUGUGAGGAGAUAUCUGGUUGGUACUUUAACCCCCAGGGUCAUGCUUUAUGGCAUGUCUUCAUGGGCUUCAAUUCAUACUUUGCCAAUACAUUCCUGAUGUUUUGUCGCGCUCAGCAGCGAGGAUGGGAUCCUAAAGUUGUCCACAUCUUGGGUUUUUUCCCUUAUGUCAAGAUUCAAAAACCAAAGAGCCAGUGAGGAAGCUUGCUGCACGAGUUGUUGUCUCUUCCCCCUUUUUACUCAGUCACAGACAUAGGAUUCACAAUUCAUUUGUACCUUGUGUCGUAAAGGAGAAACGAUGAUGUAAAUGAUAGUUUAAUUUUGAUUUCUAUGGUAGGACAUUGGCCAUUUUUGACAGUAAAACUAGUGUUUUUGCAUAGCAAAGGAGAAUGGAAAGUUAUUUGAGCACCAUAUCCUCUUAUUGGCUCAUCUAUCCCCAACUCACAAUAACCCAACCAUUCUUUUUAAAUCAUGUAUGUAUUGACAACAAGCAUUACAGAAUUUACUGCAUUUGUGAUGGAAAUAGGAAAACAAUUGACUUUUUGUUGUAUUCAACCUAUUAGAAUUUGAAUUAUA
Durio zibethinus is the source of this 1417-nucleotide messenger RNA. Its product is annotated as alkaline ceramidase-like. Gene Ontology annotation, cellular component: membrane. The record is from RefSeq and is a predicted model, not a curated record. Lineage: Eukaryota; Viridiplantae; Streptophyta; Magnoliopsida; Malvales; Malvaceae. Gene Ontology annotation, biological process: response to salt stress; ceramide metabolic process; autophagy. Gene Ontology annotation, molecular function: hydrolase activity, acting on carbon-nitrogen (but not peptide) bonds, in linear amides.